CUGACAUGCAGAGCAAGAUAUCAGAUAAAGCAACACGUGCAGCUGGAGAGCCACACGAGCAGCUUGACGCACCUGAGCAUUACAGUCAACCCAGCACCUCCUACACAACCCAGAUCCUCUCACAGUCCUUCCUCACAGCCUCAACACUCGCAGGCAGACUGGCACACUGAGGAGGGGCCACCUGCCUUGUUCUGUAGCCUCAUGAAGUUGCAUUCAGAAUGUGAAUGGGAAGGAGUUGUCCAAAUCGAGCCAUGAGGAGACUGUGGAGGCAUUCCGUGCUGCCAAGGACCCCGUCGUGGUGCAGGUCAUCAGGCGGACCCCCAGCGGGCGCCCCCACGGCCUCCCUCAGGAAAUCCAUGUGGUGGAUGUGUGCACUCAGACCGACAUCACCUUUGAACACAUCAUGGCGCUGGCAAAGCUCCGGCCUUCGACCCCUCCUGUGCCUGACGUCUGUCCCUUCCUGCUCUCUGACAGCUGUCAUUCUCUUCAUACAAUGGACCAGGAUUACUAUGAAGGGACAGACUACCUCUCCCCUGUUCCAGCUGAUGGAGAGAGGACAGAGGAGUUUGAGUAUGAGGAAGUGGAAUUGUGUCGACUCAACAGCCAAGAGAAGUUGGGGCUAACUCUUUGCUACAGAACGGAUGAAGAGGAGGAUGUGGCCAUCUAUGUCAGUGAGAUCAGUCCAAACAGCAUCGCUGCCAGAGAUGGACGCAUCCGAGAGGGGGAUCGCAUUUUACAGAUUAAUGGCCAAGAUGUACAAGACCGAGAGGAAGCAAUGGCUGCACUCUCCAAUGACGCGAGUAGGAACAUCGUACUGCUGGUUGCCAGACCUGAAUUGCAGCUGGAGGAGGCCUGGCUGGAUGAUGAGCACAGUGAGUUCCUGGAGCAGCUGAAGAUGGAAAUGUUGGAGGAGCAGCAGAGAGAGGAGAUGGAAUUGGCUGCUUUACAGGAGGAGCAGGAGAAUGAGCAGAGAGCGGAAGAUGACAAGCCCACCUGCUCGACACUUCUCCAUCAUAAGGAUAUCGUACCGAGUGCAAAAGACAGAACGGAGAAUUCGGAGCAUAAUGUCCUGGCACACAUCCAGAGACGUUUGUCCCAGUGCCUGAGAGACAAUCGGGACACGCACUGUAGCACCGGCUCCACGCGACUGGAGGACAAAGAGGAUGAGGACGAUAAUGAGACGGAGGGUGAUCGGUUCCAGCAGCUCUUGGAGCUGAAGUGUCAGAUACGUAACAGCGGUGAGUACGACCUGUUCUACAGCCGCCGCAGCACCAUUGAGUGCAGCAUUGGGGAGCAGGGCGGCGUACAGCAUGAGCUACGUAUGCUCAACGAGGAGCUGCGCAGCAUCGAACUAGAAUGUCAGAACAUCAUGCAGGCCCAUAACCUUCGUAAGGGCCAGCAGUCUCCCUCCACAGGCCACUCCGCACCCUCAACCAAAAACCAAAGCCUCCAUCGUAGUGACCCCUCAAGGGGUAAACUGACUGACAUUAAUGGGAGGCUGGAGAAAUCGGACAAGGACAGCUCCAGUGCCUAUAACACGGCAGAGAGUUCACGAAGCACCCCUCUGGCAAUGGACCGCUCCCCGGAGCACUCACUUCAGAGAAUGGUUAGCCUCACCAACCAGAGGAACCUCUGCAGCGGAUUUGCCACAGGCCCUUCUCUUAGCCCAAGCCCCAUCCCAGCAUGCCAUGCUCCAGUCCCAGGGAAAAGCAGCAGCCCUGUCCACAGCAAUCGUUUGGAGUCAAACCAGACUACUCAGGCUGAGGAGGAGAGCAAGGGGGAAUUAAAGUCACUUGCUUCACAGAUUCCGUACUUCUCUCCAUCCUACAGUUCCCAACAGAGGCAGGUCAACAUCCCAGCACACGCCCGCCACUACCAGAGCUACAUGCAGCUGAUACAGCAGCGCUCAGCUGUGGAAUAUGCUCAGAGCCAGCUCAGCCUGCUCAGUGUCUGCAAAGAGCCUCAGAGGCCCAUUAAUGAGCCCAAGAUGGAGUGGAAGGUCAAGAUCCGCAGUGACGGCACGCGCUACAUCACCAAGAGGCCUGUGAGGGACAAGAUCCUGAGGGAGCGAGCCCUAAAGAUUAAAGAAGAGCGUAGUGGGGGAAUGACCACAGAUGAUGAUGCAAUGAGUGAAAUGAAGAUGGGGAAGUACUGGAGUAAAGAGGAAAGAAAGCAACACCUAGUCCGAGCAAAAGAACAGAGGGAAAGACGAGAGUUCAUGCAGCGUAGUCGGCUGGAAAGCUUGAAGGAGAACCCUCAGAGCAGCAGCGAGGGUCGCAAGGAAGUCAGCAUUAUAGAGCUCAGCCAGAAGAAGAUGAUGAAGAAACGCAACAAGAAGAUCUUGGACAACUGGAUGACCAUCCAGGAGCUGAUGACUCAUGGUACUAAGGCCCCUGAGGGAGCUAAGGUACACAACGCCUUCCUAUCAGUCACUACUGUAUAAAACACACACAUUCUACCCCAUGCGGUAUAAUAUACUUGCCUCGUUCAAUGUGGCAUUUUUAUGAGGACAAUAGGAAUAUUUUUCACACUUUGUAACCCAAAAAGCAUUUUGUAAAGAAUUUAUCAGUGUUGUCAUGGCAUUUUCUUCAUGUUUUUCAGUAUUGUUUUUCACAUUACUCUGCGGGAAAAACAUUUUUCUAUGAAAUUACGAUUAUAUAAUUAUUUUAUUACUUCUAAACAUUUUUAUCUUUUCAAUUCUAUUUUCAUAUUUAUGUUGUUACCAUAUACUCAAAAUGGAUUUAUGGUCAUCUUAAAAAAAAAAGUUAAGCAUUUUCUUUUGUGUAUUAUGUACACUUGCCAAUUGCAGCACAAAAUGAAUCAGAGUGGGUCUCCUCCUUUUCAUUAACAGAUCUACGUAUCCUUUAAAGCUGAAGUCAGUAACUUUAAAAUGAUGAACUAGUAGUCCAGCUAGUCACAAAGUCUGUCGGUCAACCAUACAUAUCAGAAAAUUCUAUCUUAAGAACGUUUUACCAAAUAAAAAGGUGAAUUAAGUUACUAAUUUCAGCUUUAAGAUGGACACAAAUAUCUUACAUUCCAAUCAUAGUACUGUAUAACUUGCUCCUGAUGAAAGAUUGAGCAAAAACUACGGCAAGAAUGUGUUAAAUCCCUAAAAUGUAAUGAAUUUGAAAUAAAUCCAGUGACCUAAAAGGGAAAGAAUCCCCUGUGUUUCACCGCAAACUGCCAUAUUUCUUUUGUUUUGGGGCGGAAAGUUUUAGAUUACAGAACAUUGUAAAUUGUUAAUAUGAGCAAAGGUUUCUGGUCAAAAACUCAAAUAACUUUUGCUAAUAUCAUUUUUAUUAUCAGCAAUUUUAUGAAAGCAUCUUUUAAAAGUUCAAUACCUCAUGUUACAGUGAAACUCUUCACAUGUUGUUUCACUUUUCUUACAAACAAAGGAAACGAUGCUUAAAAAGCUGCUACACUGACAGGUCAAUGGAAAAACAACUGUGUGUGUGGACACAGGGAAUAUGUACUAUAUAUAUAUAUAUAUAGUACUUAUGAGAUUUGUCUUAGUGUACAGGAGCACAAACAUCCCAACGGUCCAACACAUUCAGCCAGUGCUGCAGCUUCGUUUGUAUGGUUUGCAGCUUUGGGUAAAAAAUGAUUUUGUAUUCAAUUUAAUUUUUUGCUUAAUAUUUUGAGUUUUUUUCUACAUACUCAACAGAUGGACCUGCUCACACCCGUAUUUUUACAUCAUCCACAAACACCUUUACUCAGCAUAGCCUUAACAGCAAAAACUGAACCGAUGAUACAUUUGUGUGGCAAACUGAUUUCAUACACAGUCUCUGGAUAUCUCCGUGCAACAAAGAGGUAUUAUUCAGCCUUAUUAAUACAUUGUAUGAUUUUAGUUGUUAGUAACUGGAAAAUAUAGAGUGGUUUUAUGUUUGCGGUCACAUUAAACGUGUGUUGGGAUGAUUGCCGCUGAGCAGGACUCAGAACACAGCAUAUUAAGAUCACGGAAAAACUAAACUGGUGAAACGAAUGAAUUGCCAUUUAACAGACUUUAUAUUCCAGUUACAUGUACAGUAUCCUCAUUCCAAAUGCCUCAUUUCUAACUGAAAUAUUGUACAUUUUACAUUUUAAACCGAUCCCUGUAUUUGUUUUUGAGUCAAUGUCAAUGGUCUAAUUUUGAGUAAUGCGUAGUUGGCACAUUUGUAGCCGGGUGAAAUGUGUGAUAAUGGUGAUCUUUGGAAAAGAAAUGAUAAUAAAUUAUUGUUUUUUGGUAUAACAUC
Messenger RNA from Cottoperca gobio, 4232 nucleotides. Its product is annotated as PDZ domain-containing RING finger protein 4. Gene Ontology annotation, molecular function: protein binding. Bases 404 to 2443 code for a protein of 679 amino acids. The record is from RefSeq and is a predicted model, not a curated record. Lineage: Eukaryota; Metazoa; Chordata; Actinopteri; Perciformes; Bovichtidae. The transcript has 9 exons.